AUGUCGCUGUGUGUUGCGGUAGCGGUGUGGUCAUGCCAGACGGUGAGCAAUGUGGACGCUGGAGUGCUGAACGCGACGGUGCAAGUGGGGGCGCCAGCAGCCAUUGCAGCAGCGCGCGACGUGCUGUCCGACGAAGACGAACUGACGGACGUUGACGCCCUGGUGAACGACGACGAAUUGCUGUUGGUCGAUGACGAGUUGUUAGACGAACGAGCUGCCGGGCGGGGAGAGCUGUCGGGCGAGAACGAGUUCAAGCAUGAGGACGAGAUGUCGGACGAUGACGAGCUGCAGAAGGACGACGACGAGCUGCAGCAGGAUGAUGAGGUGCUGACGGACGAUGCCAGGCUGUCGGACGAGAACGAGCUGUUGGACGAGAACGAGCUGCCGGACGAGGAUGAGAUGUCGGGCGAGAACGAGCUGGUGGUCGAGAACAAGCCGCAGAACGGCGAGGGCGAGUAG
Messenger RNA from Phytophthora sojae, 459 nucleotides. RefSeq lists its product as hypothetical. The record is from RefSeq and is a predicted model, not a curated record. Lineage: Eukaryota; Oomycota; Peronosporomycetes; Peronosporales; Peronosporaceae. The transcript has 4 exons. Bases 1 to 459 code for a protein of 152 amino acids.